Chrysochloris asiatica (Cape golden mole) is the source of this 1582-nucleotide messenger RNA. It is a transcript of the gene TCF7, whose product is annotated as transcription factor 7 (T-cell specific, HMG-box). Lineage: Eukaryota; Metazoa; Chordata; Mammalia; Afrosoricida; Chrysochloridae. The transcript has 10 exons. Gene Ontology annotation, biological process: regulation of transcription by RNA polymerase II; canonical Wnt signaling pathway. The record is from RefSeq and is a predicted model, not a curated record. Gene Ontology annotation, cellular component: beta-catenin-TCF complex. Gene Ontology annotation, molecular function: DNA-binding transcription factor activity, RNA polymerase II-specific; RNA polymerase II cis-regulatory region sequence-specific DNA binding. The coding region runs from base 190 to 1278 and encodes 362 amino acids.
CCCGCCAGCUCCCGGAGCCGCUUAGCCCCGCGCCGGCGCCCGCAGCCCGCCCUAGCGAGUCAGCCCGCGGUCCACCCGCCGCGAUUCGGGAUCGGAGGUCCGGACUGCAGGCUCGCCGCCUCCCGGGCCGGCUCCGUGCCGCGCACUCCCCGCGUUCAGCGCCCGGCGCCCUGACGGGCGGAGCGCAGCAUGCCGCAGCUGGACUCGGGAGGAGGUAGCGCUGGCGGCGGCGACGACCUCGGCGCGCCCGACGAGCUGCUGGCCUUCCAGGAUGAGGGCGAGGAGCAGGACAAGAGCCGCGACAGCGCCGCGGGCCCCGAGCGCGACCUGGCCGAGCUUAAGUCGUCGCUCGUCAACGAAUCCGAGGGCGCGGCCGGCGGCGCGGGGGUCCCGGGGGCUGGCGCCGAGACCGAGGUCCGGGCGGAGGCGCUCGGGCGGGAACACACUUCGCAGAGACUUUUCUCAGACAAACUUCCAGAGUCUCUGGAGGACGGCCUGAAGGCCCCUGAGUGCGCUAGCGGCAUGUACAAAGAGACGGUCUACUCAGCCUUCAAUCUGGUCAUGCACUAUCCACCCUCCUCGGGAGCAGGGCAGCACCCCCAGCCGCAGCCCCCUCUGCACAAGGCCAGUCAGCCCCCCCACGGUGUCCCCCAACUCUCUCCUCUCUACGAACAUUUCAGCAGCCCACAUCCCACACCUGCGCCGGCCGACAUCAGCCAGAAACAAGUUCACAGGCCCCUACAGACCCCUGACCUCUCUGGCUUCUACUCUCUGACCUCAGGCAGCAUGGGACAGCUCCCCCACACUGUGAGCUGGUUCACCCACCCGUCCCUGAUGCUAGGCUCUGGAGUACCUGGUCACCCUGCAGCCAUCCCACACCCGGCCAUUGUGCCCCACUCAGGAAAGCAGGAGCUACAGCCCUAUGACCGAAGCUUGAAGAGCCAGGCAGAGGCCAAGGUAGAGAAGGAGGCCAAGAAGCCAACUAUCAAGAAGCCACUGAACGCCUUCAUGCUGUACAUGAAGGAGAUGAGAGCCAAGGUCAUCGCAGAGUGCACGCUCAAGGAAAGCGCUGCCAUCAACCAGAUCCUGGGACGAAGGUGGCACGCACUGUCUCGGGAAGAGCAAGCCAAGUAUUAUGAGCUGGCCCGCAAAGAGAGGCAGCUGCAUAUGCAGCUCUACCCAGGCUGGUCGGCGCGGGACAACUAUGGAAAGAAGAAGAGGCGCUCAAGGGAAAAGCAUCAAGAAUCCAACACAGAUAACUCUCUUCACUAUUCCUAGGAGGAAAAAGAAAUGCAUUCGGUACUUACCCGGAGAAGGCCGCUGCCCCAGCCCAGUUCCUUCCGAUGACAGUGCUCUAGGCUGCCCCGGGUCCCCAGCCCCCCAGGACUCGCCCUCAUACCUCCUGCUGCCCCACUUCCCCACAGAACUGCUUGCUAGCCCUGCAGAGCCGGCCCCUACAUCACCAGGUCUCUCGGCUGCUCUCAGUCUCCCAGCCCACUGGGCCCCCACAGGCUCCCUGCAGCGCCCCGCAGAGUACACAGGUACAACAACAGGAAUCUCAGAGACAGGCGACCCAGCAGGC